UGAAGUUUCGUUUCUUGUGAAAUCGUCAGACUCUCUGUCUCACUGCAGCAGAAAUGGCAGAAGCGAAUAUUCUGGUAGCGCAUGACCAGUUUAGCUGUUCAGUGUGUCUGGAGAUAUUGAAGGACCCAGUCGCUAUUCCAUGUGGACACAGUUACUGUAUGGGGUGUAUUAAGAACUGCUGGGAUCAGACUGAUCAUGUAGGUGUCUACAGCUGCCCCCAGUGCAGAGAGACCUUUACCCCAAGGCCUGUUCUGCGCAGAAACACCAUGCUGGCUGAAGUUGUGGAGAAAUUAAAGAAGACGGGACUCAAUCCUCCUCCUGCUCAAAGUUAUGCUGGACCUGGAGAUGUGUCGUGUGAUGUCUGCACUGGGAGAAAGUUCAAAGCUGUGAAAUCCUGUUUGACGUGCCUGGCCUCUUACUGUGAAACACACGUCAAGCCACACUAUGAGGGGGCUGCUUUCAAGAGGCACAAGCUGAUCAAUUCAAUAGGAAAUCUGGAGCAGAAGCUUUGUGCUGAACACCAAAAGGUUUUAGACAUCUUCUGUAGAACCGAUCAGACUUGUGUUUGUGUGUUGUGUAUUGACAAGGAACACAAGAGCCAUGAUACAGUCUCAGCUGAGGCAGAAAGAACUGGGAAACAGAAGCAGCUGGGAGAGACACAGACAGAAAUACAACAGAGAAUCCAGGGGAGACUGAAUGAAAUUGAGGAGCUGAAACAGGCUGUCAAGUCACUGAAAAGAUCUGCAUGCAUAGAAAUAAAGGAAAGUGAGAAGAUCUUUACUGAGCUGAUCCGAUCCAUUGAGAAGAUCCACACUGAGGUUAUUGAGCUGAUUGGAGCUAACAAGAAGGCUGCAGUGAAUCAGGCUGAAGGACUUAUGAAAAAACUGAAGCAGGAGAUUGCUGAACUAAGGAGGAGAAACGCUGAGCUGAAACAGCUUUCAGAGACAGAGGAUCACAUCCAUUUUCUACAGAAUUUCAAGUCUCUCUGUGCCCCUCCUGAAGCUGGAGACUUACCCAGCAUUACUGUCAAUACAGACAUCUCUUUUGGGGCUGUGAGGAAAGCUGUAUCUGAACUUAAAGACCAUAUUGAGGAUUUCUGCAAGGUGGAAUUAGUCAAAAUAACCGCAACAGUGAAUGAAACAGCAGUUUAUACCCUGGGGUCUAGGAGCAGUGACAGACAUGUAAACAUGAAUGAAGUUGCAGUUUACAGUCUGCAGUCUCCAGAGCCAAGGAACAGAGCUGAGUUUUUAAAAUAUUCCUGUCAGCUCAAACUGGACCCCAACACAGCGAGUAGUGAGCUCUGCCUGUCUGAAGGGAACAGGAAGGUGACAUGGAGAGAGUCUCAGCGAUAUCCUGAUCACCCAGAGAGAUUUGACAUCCUGUCCCAAGUGCUUUGCAGAAAGGGUUUGUCUGGGACUCGCUGUUACUGGGAGAUUGAGUGGAGUGGAGAAAGUACUUAUAUAGGAGUCACAUAUAAAGGAAUCAGCAGGAAAGGACUUGAUGCUUCCUGUUGCCUUGGAUGCAAUCACAAGUCCUGGACUUUGUACUGCUCUGGUUCCAAUUACACUGCCAAUCACAAUAACAACAGAAUUGCAAUAACUAACCCCCACGUCCCCAGAAUAGGAGUGUAUCUGGACUUUAAUGCUGGCACUCUGUCAUUUUAUGGAAUCUCUGACACAAUGACCCUCCUGCACAGAUUCCAAACCACAUUCACUGAGCCACUCUAUCCUGCAUUUGGACCUGGUUAUGAAACCACUGUAAUAAUCUGCCAGCUGAACUAGACUGUUUUAAGAAAACCUUUGUAUUGAACUCCCUAUCCAGAAUAUCCUAUAUUGCACUUCCAUUGUCUACAUAGGUUUCAAAUAUGCAGUUUCGAACAACGUGAGAUCUGAUGCUACUUCAGGUUAUAAUCAGCUGAGAUUCCUGGGAUUAUUUUGUCAGCUCUGUCCCUAUCAAUGUAAAUAGCAGUUCACAAUACUUGUCAUGUCAAGGGUAUGUCAAUAUAGUUUCUAAGAGAUUCCUGUAUACAGUAGAAUCCUAUUAGCUGAAUAGAGUUCUAACUUGUUGCUGAAGUUUAUGGUAACACUUUAUAUGAAGGUGUCAUUUUGAAAUAAUUUAUUAAAUAGUUUAUUAACACAUUAUAGAUACUUAAAAGAUGAGUUAUAAUGUUUUUAUAAUGCAUUAUAGAACAAGUAAUACAGGGUAGUAACAGCAUUUAUAAUGUGUUAUAAAUACUGAAUAGAUGAUAUAAGAAAUCUGCAAUAAAUGAAAAUAUAAAACUAUAUUAGCUGUAAACAAAUCAGGACAAAUCACAUUAAACACAAAUGAUUUACAC
Acipenser ruthenus (sterlet) is the source of this 2335-nucleotide messenger RNA. RefSeq names its product tripartite motif-containing protein 16-like. NCBI's taxonomy places the organism in Eukaryota, Metazoa, Chordata, Actinopteri, Acipenseriformes, Acipenseridae. The record is from RefSeq and is a predicted model, not a curated record. The coding region runs from base 54 to 1781 and encodes 575 amino acids. Gene Ontology annotation, molecular function: zinc ion binding; protein binding. The transcript is spliced from 7 exons.